UGCUAUAUCUAAUGAAAACAGAAAAAGCGUGUGAGAGACAGAAAGAUGGAAAGAGAAGUGGAAAUAGAAAUCCGUACACUCACCGGUGAAUCUACGAAGGUGAGAAUAUCAUCAAAAAAAAUUGUUAAUGACCUCAAACUCCUCUUGAUUCAUGCAUCUUCCUCCCCCAAUUUCCAUCUCUUCUUCAAGGGAGUGAAAUUGAGUUUGAAGACUCCGAUCGACACGCUUUCUAUUGAGAAUGGUGAAUUUCUAGUUCUAGUUCCAUUCAACAAGAAAAAAGAUCCACCUAAAACCCCAACACCUGAUUUUUACAAAAACGCCCCUACAAAACCCUCAAUUUCUACCUUGGCAGAUUCAACAUUUUCUGAGAUGAUGCAAGACUUGUCGUUUUUAUCAGAAAAACCAACCACCAGCACAAGCACAAGCACAAGCACAAACAGUACUGCUGCUACACAGCCCGAUUAUAUGUUUUCCGGAUACAAGCGAAAGAGGGGUUUUAAAGAUACUCCUACUAGUAGUAGUAGUGAUAAAGAGUUGUUUUGUUUUUUAUGGAGUGUGUUGCGUUCUCCUAACAAAAACAAUUAUAUUGUCGACGACAAAACAAAAUGUGAAAAAUUUGUUGAGGUUUUGGAUUCAUUUAGUUGCUUGACGAAUCCACAUUCCAGGACAUGUGUGUUUUUGGAUUUGGGAUUGUGUGGAGAUAAGAGGCCUUCGUGCUUUUGUCCGGCGUGGCUGAAAAGAAUUAUGCAGGCUUUUGCCUUCUUGAAUAUUUUCACUGCAUUUCUUCAAAUGCAGAGGCGAGAAAUUACCUCGGAUUCAUUGAAGGACGCCCUAAAGAAUCUUGCGAAAUCUGGUUUGAAAGCUGGUUUUGAGGAUAUAGAGCUUCUUUCUGUUCUCUAUCCUAAGGUUGUAAUUUUUGCUACUAAUGAUUCUAAGUUUGCUAAUGCUGCUGAUGUCUUUGUUAUCAUCAAUUCUGAAACAAAGGAUAAGGAUGAAAUUGGUGAACCUUCUAGAAAAGGUAAAAAAUCCCUGUCUUUAUCGACCAUAUUCAAUACAAUGAAAAAACAGGAAAGUGCCUUUAAAACUAAUUUGUGGGAAGCUGCUAAAUUUUUAUUGUGCAAAAUUGGAAAUAGAGUUGCAAUGCCAUUUUCCUUGGAAGAUCUACUGAAAUUUGUGAGGAAAGAUGGCAUUUCUGUGAGUGAAAGUGAAGCAAAGCAGGCAAAAGGAUGCCAUUCCUUGGCCUCAAGCUCAUAUUCAUUCCAGACACGAUGCCAUGAAACAAAUCAAUUGCUGCCAGUGGAAAUGGUUGAACAUCUCAGAGAAGGCAUUGGAUCGAAAGGACAGAUAGUGCAUGUUGAAGACAUUGACUCUAGAAAACCUAUUUAUGUGCAAGUACCAAAUGUACUCUCAGAUAACAUGAAGUCUGCUCUAAAAUGCAUGGGAAUCACUAAAUUAUACAGUCACCAGGCAGAGUCCAUCCUGGCCUCUCUUUCUGGGAAGAAUGUCGUGGUGGCAACAAUGACAUCUAGUGGCAAAUCUCUUUGCUAUAAUGUGCCUGUUCUGGAAGCUUUGUCCCAGGAUUUGUCAUCUUGUGCUCUGUACUUGUUUCCAACUAAGGCCUUGGCUCAAGAUCAACUAAGAGCGUUAGCAAAGAUGAUUAAAGGAUUUGAUACUAGCAUAAACAUAGGGAUAUAUGACGGUGACACUGCUCUGAAGGACAGGCUGUUGCUUCGUGCGAAUGCUAGAUUGUUGAUCACAAAUCCAGAUAUGUUACACUUGUCAAUUUUACCUUAUCAUAGACAAUUUGAUAGAAUUUUAUCAAAUCUCAGGUUUGUGGUGAUUGAUGAAGCUCAUUAUUACAAAGGUGCAUUUGGAUGCCACACUGCUCUAAUAUUGAGACGACUUCGUCGUCUCUGUUCUCAUGUAUAUGGCAGUGAUCCUUCUUUUGUGUUUUCUACUGCAACUUCUGCCAACCCUUGCGAGCAUUGCAUGGAACUUGCAAAUCUUUCAACAUUGGAGCUGAUUAAAAAUGAUGGAAGUCCAUCUUCUCGGAAGCUUUUUGUUCUUUGGAAUCCUACUUCAUGUCCUAGAAUCGUGCCAAAUAAAUCUGAGGGUCACAUGGAUGUUAGUGAGAGCACAGAGAAAAGCAUGAGCCCAAUUUCAGAAGUUUCAUACCUCUUUGCAGAAAUGGUUCAGCAUGGACUUCGUUGCAUUGCCUUUUGCAGAUCUCGUAAACUCACUGAGAUUGUCUUAUCUUAUACGCGUGAGAUUCUUCAAAAGACAGCACCCCACCUUGUAGGCUCAAUUUGUGCUUAUCGUGCUGGCUAUGUUGUUGAGGAUCGGAGGCAAAUAGAGAGAGAUUUUUUCAGUGGGAAACUCUCUGGCAUUGCUGCAACAAAUGCUCUUGAGUUGGGUAUUGAUGUUGGCCAUAUUGAUGCCACCCUGCAUUUAGGCUUUCCUGGUAGUUUUGCCAGUUUGUGGCAGCAAGCUGGCAGGUCUGGAAGAAGAGAAAGGCCAUCUCUUGCUGUAUAUGUUGCGUUUCAAGGACCUCUGGAUCAAUAUUUUAUGAAAUUUCCUAAAAAACUCUUCCAUGGUCCGAUUGAGUGCUGUCAUAUUGAUGCUCAAAACCAGCAGGUGUUGAAGCAACAUCUGGUCUGCGCUGCUCGUGAACACCCAUUGAGUUUGCUUCAUGAUGAGAAAUAUUUUGGCUCUAGUUUAAGCAAUGCGCUGAUGUCCCUUAAAAAUAAAGGAGACCUGAGCUUUGAUCCUUCACGUGAUUCUUUUGCUAGAAUAUGGAGUUACAUUGGGCAUGAGAAAAUGCCUUCACGUGGAAUUAGUAUUCGAGCAAUAGAGUCCACCAGAUACAGAGUGAUAGACAUGCAGCGGAAUGAAGUCCUUGAAGAGAUUGAGGAAAGCAAAGCUUUCUUCCAGAUAUAUGAAGGUGCGGUCUAUAUGCACCAAGGGAAGACCUAUAUGGUCAAGAAAUUGGAUAUAUCAGAAAAGAUUGCUUUGUGCUAUGAAGCCAACUUGCAUUAUUAUACAAAAACCCGUGAUUAUACAGAUAUUGAUGUCCUUGGAGGUGAUAUUGCCUAUCCACCAAGGGCCUUCAAGAACCAGUCUUCAAGAACAGCAGCUCAAGCACUUUCUUGUAAAGUAACAACUACUUGGUUUGGUUUCUAUUGCAUAAAAAGAGGAAGCAACAAAGUCUUAGAUACUUUUGAUCUUUCACUACCCAAAUAUUCAUAUGAAUCUCAGGCAGUUUGGAUUCCAGUUCCUCAGUCAAUUAAAAAAUUGGUCGAGGAGAAACAAUUUUCCUUUCGUGGGGGUUUGCAUGCUGCUUCACAUGCUCUUCUCAAUGUAGUGCCUUUAUAUUUAAGAUGCAACUCGUCUGACUUAGCUCCAGAGUGUCCAAACCCUCAUGAUAGCCGUUAUUUUCCUGAAAGAAUACUUGUUUAUGAUCAGCAUCCAGGAGGGACAGGUGUCUCAAUGCAGAUUCAACCUUAUUUCACAGAGCUGUUGAAUGCUGCUUUGGAACUUCUCACAUGUUGCCACUGCUCAGGAGACACUGGCUGCCCAAAUUGUGUUCAAAGUAUGGUUUGUCACGAGUACAACGAGGUUAUUCACAAGGAUGCUGCGAUUAUGAUUCUUGAGGGUGUUCUGGAUGCAGAGUCUUUCUUUGGAGAAGCAAACGACUCUUCCUAAAACCAUAGCGAGUCCUGAAUCAUUAGCGCUUGCUAAUAUGGUUCUCUUACAGCCUGGGGAGGGUUUACUGAAUUUGUCAGUUGUACAUGUAUCGUUGACUGUUGCAGAGCCUACUACAGUGGCAAGUAACAUUGUUUAUGAAAUUAUGAAGGCCAACUUCAUAUCAAAAAAGCCAAACCAUACAUCUUAGUCUCUAAAUGAUUAGUUAUCUUUGGUCGAGUUUUUUGUCCUUGCAAAGAUUUCAAAUUAGCUUGUGAAGCUUGCGAAGUCGCUUGCAAUCAAAGAAAAAUCAAGGACAUGGAUACUUGUAAAGAAGUCUAUUAUCAACUUUUUCUACCUCAUUUUCCGUCA
Molecule: messenger RNA, 4053 nt
Organism: Populus trichocarpa (black cottonwood)
Lineage: Eukaryota; Viridiplantae; Streptophyta; Magnoliopsida; Malpighiales; Salicaceae
Exons: 27
Coding region: 46-3702 (1218 amino acids)
Molecular function (GO): nucleic acid binding; protein binding; ATP binding
Source: RefSeq, a predicted model, not a curated record